AUGCGGUUCGACAUCACGCGCGCGGCGAACGCCAGCUGGCGCGAGGCCGAGUACACCAAGGAGCGCGCGCGCUCCGCCGAGUCCGAGCUCGCCACCGCGCACGAGACGAUACGCACGCUCGAGGCGAGGCUCCUGACGACCGAGUCGAGGCUGGCGCAGGAGAAGCGCGGGGUCGCCGCGGAGCUCCAGCGCGCGCGAGACGCGUCCACGGAACAGGCGGCGCGACACGAGCAUCGGCUCGCCGAGCUCCAGCAACACCACGACGCGCGCUUCGAGGCUCUCCACGAUCGACACCGGGCGCUCCAACUGGAAAUGGCCGCGCUGCAGGCGUCCAUACCCGCCGCCGCGGGCGGCGCCGUGGGCGUCGCGGAGGUUGAAACCACGCUCGAAUCCGAGCGCCGCGCCGCGGAAGAGACGCGGCUGAAGAACCUCGAGCUCGACCUCAACGAGCACCACGCGUCCGAGUACGAGAACCUGGAGCGAACCAAAGACUCGCAGAUCAAAAACUUGAAGGACCAAACCGCGUACUUCCUGGCUCGCAAAGACGACGAAAUCCGCGCGCUGACCCUCGAGCACGAUACCUACCGACGCGAGAAGGAAGCCGAGUGCGAGCGGCUGCACAAGGAGUGCGAACACCUGCACGGAUGGGCGAUGACGAUGAACUCGGUGCUCGAGAACGUCGAGUCGGGCGCGUACCCGGUUGUUGAAGCGGGCGGGUUACGGACGCUCACGAUUCCGCUCGGGGAGAAACCCGGCGCGUUGGACGUCCCGCGACUCGCGUCCAGGGCGGAAGACGCGCGCAGGUUCCUCGAGGAGACGUCGGCGCUGACGCGGACGGGUCGGUCCGAAGUGAUCGGCGUCGAAGGCGGCGUCGACGGCGGAGUCGAAGGCGGAGUCGAAACCGGUUCACGCGAAGUCCGAACCGGAUCGAGACUCGCGCGGACGACGACGAAUUCGGCGGCGGACGCCUUCGAGCUCGAGGCGUUCAAAACGCACGGCGACCUCAUCGACGCGGAGCGCGCCGCGGUCGCCGACGCCACCCUGCGCGAGCUCUCGUCGCACCCCACCGUCGAGUACAUCCGCCACCUGGAGGAAGAAAACGCGCGGAUAACUUCGCAGCUGUCCAAAGCCACGCGAAGCGUGUCGGACAUGCGCGUCGCGCUCAACUCGGCGGUGCGCCAGGUCAACGCCAAGCAAGCGGCGCCCACGCUGUCGCGCGUCAGCUCCGCGAGGGGAAACGAAACGGUCGAUAAAACGCUCGCGUCUCGGCCGACGCCGCGAAGCUCGGGGUUGCUCGUCUCGACGCUCAAAAACCGCGACCCGCUCGACGUCGCGUUCGGCACCACAAAAUCCAACGCCGCGACGUCCGGCCCGUUCCGAGACGUCGAGACCAACGCGCUCGUGCACACCCAUCGCGCGGGGCUGCACAAGACGAACGCGUACGCGUCGGGGGGCGCGAGGCCCGCGUAUUUAACCCAAUCGAACGAACCCGCGUACAAGACGGCGACGAACUAUCACCCCGCGGGGGACGGGCCGCACAAGCCCCGGACGCACCGCACGAACGCCUUCGGUCUGAACGCGUCCAUCGGAGGGACGAGCGCCCGGGCGACGUCCACGCUCGAACGCGCGAACGCGAACGUCCUCAACGACCGAGCCGUCGAGGCUAGAGCGUCGGCGGAGGGGCCGACGCAUUUAAGGCGAGCCGAGGCGAGAGCCGCGGAGCGCGAGGAACGCGAGCGGACCCGCGGCGUCCGGUCGUUCCUCGAGACGCAGGCGAUACACUCCGUAACGGCGGGAACGGGCGCGAGCACGGUCGUCGGGGGCGUCGCGACGACGAUCGGGGAGCUCAACGCGGCUCGCGACGAAGCGCUUCGAUCGGCGGCGCGGGAGAACCGGGUCGCGGCGCACAAGUCGAGGGGAAGGGACGCUUCGAUGUCGAGCGCGCCCCUCGGCGGCGCGUCCGGGCGGCUGGCCUCCGACCGCGUGCCCCUUCCGGGUCGACCGAUCAGCGGCACCGCGGAGGUUGGGUACGGCUGGGUGCUCGGCGACGGGCUCGAUAAGGACGGCGGCACGGUGGGAUGGCCGGCGAAAGGUCCGGGCGCGACGGGCGAGGACCUGAGCAGGUCGAUGGACGGGUCGCACGUCGCCACCGCGGCGAACGCGCUGGGCGGGAGCGCGUGGAGGAACGCGCCGGCGUCCACGGCGUUCGGGGUGGCCGGGAAGAUUGGCGAGCAGCGGGGCGACGGGGUCAAGUCGGCGAUGAUGAUGGUGCCGGCGGAGGUUGUCCCCGCGGCGGGCGCGCCGACGCCGGCGGUGGAACCCCCGCCGGGUGCUUAA
This is a messenger RNA of Micromonas commoda, 2337 nucleotides long. RefSeq lists its product with no specific name. The transcript has 2 exons. The record is from RefSeq and is a predicted model, not a curated record. NCBI's taxonomy places the organism in Eukaryota, Viridiplantae, Chlorophyta, Mamiellophyceae, Mamiellales, Mamiellaceae. Bases 1 to 2337 code for a protein of 778 amino acids.